This is a messenger RNA of Closterium sp. NIES-65, 1044 nucleotides long. The record is from the annotation of a GenBank genome assembly. Lineage: Eukaryota; Viridiplantae; Streptophyta; Zygnematophyceae; Desmidiales; Closteriaceae.
AUGCCUUCCUUCACUUUCUCUCCCUGUGCAAACUGUACCUUUUCUUACAUCCCCUUACACCUCCCCAUCGCCAGUGCCAACACCUUCCCCAUCGCCAGUGCCGACACCCUCCCCAUCGCCAGUGCCAAAACCCUCCCCAUCGCCAGUGCCAACACCCUCCCCAUUGCCAGUGCCAAAACCCUCCCCAUCGCCAGUGCCAACACCCUCCCCAUCGCCUGUGCCAACACCCUCCCCAUCACCAGUGCCAAAACCCUCCCUACCGCCAGUGCCAACACCCUCCCCAUCGCCAGUGCCAACACCCUCCCCAUCGCCAGUGCCAAAACCCUCCCCAUCACCAGUGCCAACACCCUCCCCAUCGCCAGUGCCAACACCCUCCCCAUCACCAGUGCCAACACUCUCCCCAUCACCAGUGCCAAAACCCUCCCCACCACCGGUGCCAACACCCUCCCCAUCACCAGUGCCAAAACCCUCCCCAUCACCAGUGCCAACACCCUCCCCAUCGCCAGUGCCAAACCCUUCCCCACCUCCUCCCACGUGAAGGAGAUGGCUAGCAAGCACCACCCCAACUUGGUGCGCCUGUUGGGAUUCUGUGUGAACUUUGACCCGGCUACGAGUCUCGUGGAGCAAGUACUUGUCUAUGGUGUGGUGAUGUUGGUGGUCAUCUCAGCACGCAAGGCCGUGCAUGUGAGCGAGACCAGCCAGAUCAGCCUGAAGCAAUGGAUCGCCCCAUUCGUGGAGUCAGAUGCUGUGGCAGUCUUCAAGGACCCCCACUUGGACGCACCAGAUGACUUGGUGCUGCGCUGGGCUCGCCUUGCCCUCUCCUGCACCGCCAUGCCUGUGGCCUCUCGCCCCUCCAUGAGUCAAGUGCUGGGGGAGCUGGUGAAGUUGAAGCAGGAGGCGUCCGGAGCACAUGAGAGCCAUGUGGGCGAGGCAAAAUCUCGCAUCGACAUGGAGCUUGGGAGUUUCGGUGGCUCCUCCAGCUUCACUGCAGAAAUGGCCCGUGCGGAGCGUGAGGGGGGCAUGCCAAGUGGUUCUUCCUCGUAA